Molecule: messenger RNA, 5546 nt
Organism: Macaca mulatta (Rhesus monkey)
Lineage: Eukaryota; Metazoa; Chordata; Mammalia; Primates; Cercopithecidae
Gene: TECPR1
Product: tectonin beta-propeller repeat containing 1
Cellular component (GO): membrane
Source: RefSeq, a predicted model, not a curated record
AGCGCCCUGGAGAGGCUGGCCAAUGGGCACGGGGCCUGAUGCCGCUUCCGGCCCACCCUCUUGCCCGGGCCCCGGGAGGGCUGGUCCGCUGAGCCCGGACGCCGGGGAGCUACCACCGCGACUCCGCCCCGCCCCGCGCGGGCUCAGGUUACCUCCAGCUGCUGCCAUGCCCAACUCAGUGCUGUGGGCGGUGGACCUCUUCGGGAGAGUGUACACGCUGUCCACAGCCGGCCAGUACUGGGAGCUGUGCAAGGACUCCCAGCUAGAGUUCAAGCGCGUCAGCGCCACCACGCAGUGCUGCUGGGGCAUUGCCUGUGACAACCAGGUCUACGUGUAUGUGUGUGCCAGCGAUGUCCCCAUCCGCCGCCGAGAGGAGGCCUAUGAGAAUCAGCGCUGGAAUCCCGUGGGUGGCUUCUGUGAAAAACUCCUACUGAGUGACCGCUGGGCGUGGAGUGACGUGAGUGGGCUCCAGCACCGGCCGCUGGAUGGGGUGGCGCUGCCCUCGCCGCACUGGGAGUGGGAGUCUGACUGGUACGUGGAUGAAAAUUUUGGAGGCGAACCCACCGAGAAAGGGGGGUGGACGUAUGCCAUCGACUUUCCCGCCACCUACACGAGAGACAAGAAGUGGAAUUCUUGUGUGCGGCGCCGAAAAUGGAUCCGGUACAGGAGAUACAAGUCCCGGGACAUCUGGGCCAAGAUCCCCUCGAAGGACGACCCCAAGGAGCUGCCCGACCCCUUCAACGACCUCUCUGUAGGGGGCUGGGAGAUCACGGAGGAGCCUGUGGGCCGCCUGUCAGUGUGGGCUGUGUCUCUGCAGGGCAAGGUGUGGUACAGAGAGGACGUCAGCCACUCCAACCCUGAAGGGUCCUCCUGGUCCCUGCUGGACACCCCCGGGGAGGUGGUCCAGAUCAGCUGUGGGCCCCACGACCUCCUGUGGGCCACGCUCUGGGAGGGGCAGGCCCUGGUCCGGGAAGGAAUCAACAGGAGCAAUCCCAAAGGAAGUUCCUGGUCCGUUGUGGAGCCUCCUGGAUCUGAAAACGGGGUCAUGCACGUCUCGGUGGGAGUCAACGUGGUCUGGGCUGUCACCAAGGACCAGAAGGUGUGGUUCCGAAGAGGCGUCAACUCUCACAAUCCCUGUGGCACCAGCUGGAUUGAGAUGGUUGGUGAGAUGCUGAUGGUGAACGUGGGAAUGAACGACCAGGUGUGGGGCAUUGGCUGUGAGGACCGAGCUGUGUACUUCCGGCAGGGCGUCACCCCCAGCGAGCUCAGCGGGAAGACCUGGAAGGCCAUCGUCGUGGCCCGAGAGUGUGACCGGUCACACUCCGGCAGCUCGUCUAGUCUCCUCAGUGCCGGCUGCUUCUUCGGUGACGAGGUGAGGGGCAGUGGCGAAUCUGCCCCCAGCGACACCGAUGCCUCCUCAGAAGUCGAGAGACCGGGGCCUGGCCAGCCUCUCCCUGCAGAGCCUCUAGACGAUUCCAAGAAUCCCACGGGGAGCUCAGCCUCGGGCCCAGGGGCUGGCAGGACUGCAGAAGAUACCACGGAGGAUGCCUGCCCAGCUGAGGGCAGCAGGGCGGCCGGACCCGACACACACCCCGGCCCGGCCCCCACGCCGGCCGAGCUGCCCUGGACCAAUAUUGACCUCAAGGAGCCCAAGAAAGUGCCCAGCCACUCGGCCGCUGGCUUCCCCGAGACCACCAGCCUCUCCUCACUGGGGCUCCUCCCGCUGGGCUUGGAGGAGCCGUACGGGGUGGACGACCACCCGCUGUGGGCCUGGGUGUCGGGAGGCGGCUGCGUGGUGGAGGCAUGUGCCAUGCCCAGGUGGUUCACUGUCCAAGCGGGCCUGUCUCCCUCGGUGCAGACGCUGUCCCUGUCCAUCACGCCGGCCCAGACCGCCGCCUGGAGGAAGCAGAUCUUCCAGCAGCUCACAGAAAGGACCAAGCGGGAGCUGGAGAACUUCAGACACUACGAGCAGGCUGUGGAGCAGUCAGUGUGGGUGAAGACCGGGGCACUGCAGUGGUGGUGCGACUGGAAGCCCCACAAGUGGGUGGACGUGCGCGUGGCCCUGGAGCAGUUCACAGGGCACGACGGCGCCCGGGACAGCAUCCUCUUCAUCUACUACGUGGUCCACGAGGAGAAGAAGUACGCCCACAUAUUCCUGAACGAGGUGGUGGCGCUGGUCCCAGUGCUGAACGAGACCAAGCACUCCUUUGCCCUGUACACCCCCGAGCGGACACGGCAGAGGUGGCCGGUGCGUCUGGCUGCCGCCACCGAGCAGGACAUGAAUGACUGGCUCGCCCUGCUCAGCCUGUCCUGCUGCGAGAGCCGAAAGGUGCAGGGCCGCCCGUCCCCGCAGGCCAUCUGGUCCAUCACCUGCAAGGGGGACAUCUUCGUGAGCGAGCCCAGCCCAGACCUGGAGGCCCAUGAGCACCCCCUGCCCUGCGACCAGAUGUUCUGGCGGCAGAUAGGAGGCCACCUGCGGAUGGUGGAGGCCAACAGCCAGGGCGUGGUGUGGGGCAUCGGCUAUGACCACACGGCCUGGGUGUACACAGGUGGCUAUGGAGGUGGCUGCUUCCAAGGCCUGGCCAGCAGCACCAGUAACAUCUACACACAGUCAGACGUGAAGUGUGUUCACAUCUAUGAGAACCAGCGCUGGAACCCUGUCACAGGCUACACCAGCAGGGGUCUGCCUACGGACCGGUACAUGUGGAGCGAUGCCUCGGGGCUGCAGGAGUGCACCAAGGCUGGCACGAAACCCCCGUCCCUGCAGUGGGCCUGGGUUUCCGACUGGUUCGUGGAUUUCAGCGUCCCGGGGGGCACGGACCAGGAGGGGUGGCAGUACGCCAGCGACUUCCCUGCCUCAUACCAUGGGUCCAAAACGAUGAAGGAUUUUGUGAGGAGGAGGUGCUGGGCCAGAAAAUGCAAGCUGGUGACCAGCGGGCCCUGGCUGGAGGUGCCCCCCAUCACCCUCAGGGACGUGUCCAUCAUCCCGGAGAGCCCGGAUGCCGAGCGGAGCGGGCACAGCAUUGCCCUCUGGGCCAUCAGUGACAAGGGGGAUGUGCUGUGCCGCCUGGGCGUGUCGGCGCUCAACCCCGCGGGCUCCUCCUGGCUGCACGUUGGCACUGACCAGCCCUUCGCCUCCAUCUCCAUCGGGGCCUGCUACCAGGUGUGGGCCGUGGCAAGGGACGGCUCCGCCUUCUACCGGGGCUCCGUGUACCCCUCGCAGCCGGCCGGUGACUGCUGGUACCACAUCCCAUCCCCGCCAAGACAGAGGCUGAAGCAGGUAUCCGUGGGGCAGACGUCGGUGUAUGCCCUGGAUGAGAAUGGAAACCUGUGGUAUCGCCAGGGGAUCACGCCCAGCUACCCGCAGGGCUCCAGCUGGGAGCACGUGUCCAACAACGUGUGUCGAGUGUCCGUGGGGCCUCUGGACCAGGUCUGGGUGAUCGCCAACAAAGUGCAGGGCAGCCACAGCCUGAGCCGGGGGACGGUGUGUCAUCGCACGGGCGUGCAGCCCCACGAGCCCAAGGGCCAUGGCUGGGACUACGGCAUCGGGGGAGGCUGGGACCAUAUCUCUGUCCGGGCCAAUGCCACCAGGGCCCCCCGGAGCUCGUCCCAGGAGCAGGAGCCAAGUGCCCCGCCAGAGGCCCAUGGCCCCGUCUGCUGCUGAGGCUCCCCCACGCACCUAGAUGCAGUGAUGGUGCCCGGUUUGGGCGAUCAAGGCUGAGCCAUUCUUGUGCUGAAGUGUGUACUGUGAGAGCGAUGUCGCCCUGGUGGACUCUGGAGGGAACCUGGCCCCAAGGCUGCGGCCACUUCACAGGCACUGGUAGAGACGGCCCCGAAAUGUGAAGCUCCACGGACACUCCUGCACAUGUCCCCGUCUGCAAGGAGCCCUGGUGGUGUGGGGCAUGGGGUGGGAGGGGCCUCCCACCCUUCCCUUCCCCUCUCCCUCCUGCCUUUCCAGGACUAGAACCCAGAACCUGGAGCCCUCCAGGAACACCGGGCCUGGGGCAGCAGAGCCCAGGAUGGAGCCCGCCUGAGCUGGCAUCUCAGACAGCACCCGGGCCCCACCACCCCUGACCAAGCAAGAUGGCUGUGGGGCUCAGGGCCUCUUUACCAUAUGCAGUGACCAUUUCUCAGAGCAGGACUUGCAAAGAGGCUUUCAUUUCAAAAGUGAAGGAAGGAGGCCGGGCGCCGUGGCUCACGCCUGUAAUCCUAGCACUUUAGGAGGCUGAGGUGUGCAGAUCACCUGAGGUCAAGAGUUUUGAGACCAGACUGGCCAACAUGGUGAAACCCCAUCUCUACUAAAAAUACAAAAAAAAAAAAAUUAGCUGGGCAUGGUGGCGGGCACCUGUAAUCGCAGCUACUUGGAAGGCUGAGGCAGGAGAAUCGUUUGAACCCAGGAGGCGGAGGCUGCAGGGAGCUGAGAUCGUGCCGACGCCCUCCAGCCUGGGCGACAGAGUGAGACUCCAUCUCAAAAAAAAAAAAAAAAAAAAGUGAAGGAAGGAGACAGCAGAUUGGAAAUAACACUGGAGUAGAUGGGAUUGGAUGGGAUGUUCUCUUCCCUGCGGGGGCCGGGGUACCAGACAGGAGGCUGGGAGAGGAUGAGAGGCUGCCCUGUGGCCGGAGGCAGUGUCCGUGUGCGCAGUCACCGUCACCAACCCCCUUUCGGCCCCUUCCCCAGACGUGCUGGCGGACAGGGGCUUCUUGGAUCAGAUCAUGAUCAUGUUGUAGGGGGUGCAGACUGCAGGCUCCUGCGGGGAGCAGGACUGUGUCCGUCAGCGGUGGCCAUGGGCUGUGCACACGGACCCUCAGCCCAUCCUGCACAUGGAGCAGGGCGCACAGUCACGCUCCAUCCUGUGGCGAGAGCCCGGCCCGGCCAGGCGAGGCAGAAAGCGUCGGCCAAGUGGCCCCGACCCAUCCAGCGGCCUCUCAGCUGCUUUUUAUCCCUCUGUGCCCCAUUUGGGGGUUUGCUUCCUCCACCUGGACACUUUGCCCGGGAGGUCAUCAGAGCCCAACCCCAGGCUCUGCCCGGUUGGAGAGGGGAUGACUGUGCCAUCACCUGACCUUCCUAGGGUCCUGGUCUCACUGUCAGCAGGGGGUCCGUUGUGUUUGUACAAUAUGGGGUUUGUCACCCAAAAGCUGAUGCUGAGAAAGGUCUCCCUGGGGCCCCGCCCGCCGGCAUCUGAGAGACCUGGUGUUCCGGUGUUUCUGGAAGUGGGUCGCAGUGCCGCCGGCUGGGAAGCUCUCAGAUCAAUCACGGGAAGGUCCUGACGGUGGCGGCCACCUGGAACCACCCUGUCCUGUCUGUUUACAUUUCUCUAUCAGGUUUUCUUUGGGCAUUACGGUUUGUUCCCCUACAACAGUGACCUGUGCAUUCUGCUGUGGCCUGCUGUGUCUGCACGUGGCUCUCAGUGAGGUAGGGGGAGGGCGUCACCCUGCAGAACGGUAGAGCGACGCGUCCUCUCGCUGCUGAGCACCAACUGUUUACCUGCCCAGCAUCACUUCCUCAGAUGCUUUACUCAAUAAACAUUUCCCCUGGAGUGUCCAUG